This is a messenger RNA of Effrenium voratum, 876 nucleotides long. Lineage: Eukaryota; Dinophyceae; Suessiales; Symbiodiniaceae. The record is from the annotation of a GenBank genome assembly.
AUGGAUGUGGGCGAGUUCCAAGAGUUCUCGGAGCCCUGGCACGUGGUGCAGCCAACCGGUUCGCAGCCAGCUUCGCAGCCUGUAGCGGAAGUGCAGGAGGAGCAUGCUGAAACUCGCAUGGACGAGGAAGCUGAGAACGAAGGAGCAGAAGAGGACAGUGGGCUGUACGAGGAGUCAGCUGAGAACGUGGAAGCAGCAGAAGAGGACAGCGGGAUGUACGAGGAGCAAGCUGAGAACGUGGAAGCAGCAGAAGAGGACAGCGGGCUGUACGAGGAGUCAGCUGAGAACGUGGAAGCAGCAGAAGAGGAGCAUGCUGCGGGGCAUCCGGAAGAGCAGCAGGACAGUGGGAUGUACGAGGAGUCAGCUGAGAACGUGGAAGCAGCAGAAGAGGAGCAUGCUGCGGAGCAUCCGGAAGAGCAGCAGGAGCGAGCUGAAACUGGGAUGGACGAGGAGCAAGCUGAGAACAAGCAAGCCAUGCACGAGGAGCAAGUCCCGCAGCACGCAGAAGAUGUUGAGGAGCCACCGCCAGAGGUGGCCGCAUCGCAGGCAUUGCAAUGGUCGCAGGGUAUGUGUGAUGCUUCGCCCGAUGACUGCAUUGACAACACGCUGCAAGUCAUGCUUGAUCUUUCCGAGGAUCCGCUUGCCCUCCCCAGCACGCCGCUGGGGCAUCCGCCGGAUCUCAUCCAGUCAAUGCCUCGGGAGCAUUUGGCCAUUUUUGCUCGGCAGGACAUGUCCGACAAAAGUUUGCGAGUUUGCAGGAAUUUGCUGGAAGCACCCUGGAUGGAUCAUGGAGGCGAGCUGGUCCGCUUUGAGGAGCGCGCGAGAGAGCCCACUGGCACGGAGUUCCAGCAGACGGUCGUCCGGCUCGGCGCUUAG